Molecule: messenger RNA, 2568 nt
Organism: Leishmania mexicana MHOM/GT/2001/U1103
Lineage: Eukaryota; Euglenozoa; Kinetoplastea; Trypanosomatida; Trypanosomatidae
Exons: 1
Coding region: 1-2568 (855 amino acids)
Source: RefSeq, a predicted model, not a curated record
AUGAAUGCGGCGGCUCUCUCAGCGCCAUCAAGAGAAACGUCCUUGAAUAUGCAGUGGCGGCGAAAUUAUGUGCAGGAUACUUCACAGGCGCUGUCGGGGCUUCUUCAGGGUAUCGCCGGAGAGAAUUUGGCGGAUGAGCUGCUGUCCUCCAUCAAGGGCCGCGGCAGUGUGCGGGCGCACGGCGUCUACAUGUCUUUCGAUAACCUGUACGUCACCGUUGCAUCGUCGGCCGAAGAAGCCGGGCGCGCGUUUGCGGCGCUGUACGCGCCUUUGACACCUGAAAAGCGCGGGCAAUUCGAGAGCAACCUUUCGACGGUGAGCUAUGGCGCCGCACAGAGUCCCAGCGAUGCCGGGAGUGCCGCGGGCGGCGGGGCUGGCUUCAGCUACGCAGAUAUGUGCUGCCCGCCGAUGGUGACUCGCCGGCUGGCGAACAGCGCCUCGGCACCCCCACAGGUUCCUGAGAGGUUCGCGGAGCUUUGGCGGCGUUGGUCUGAGGUCAAGAAGACCUUCGUCGCGCCAUCCAGAAGGGAGUGUCUCUGCGGCCCAGACACCUACCUGUCCUAUUUUGGUGAUGCGUUCAAGCCUCCACCGCCGCCGGCGUUGCCGGUCGCGGCAACGCGCCGUCACAGAGCUGCCACGUCGUUCAGUCCAUUAGCGCUGGCGGCCAUGUUGCCAACGCACUUUGUGCCAGUGGAGGCGUUGCUGAAGCAGCUGCCGACCGGGUAUACGUUCGAGCACGUGCGCUGCGUAUUUGGCGAGACGAUGGCGCUGGAGAUGGUGGAGCUGGCGGACAAGACGUACGUGCGGUUUUAUGGCGGAAAGGACGGCGAGGGCUUCGCUCAGAGGGAACGCACUGCGAGUGUUUGCGUUGAUGAGGACGCACAAGCAUCAGCGCAUGACGGCAACAACGGUGGUGACUUCGACGACGACGAAGAGCCAGCAGCGUCUGGGACUUCCGCUCUGGCGCCACACAGUGACGACGCGGUGCAUCAGUACAUCGCUGCCUACGAGCCGAAUCCGUACUUGUUCUUCUCGUUUCUGCCGCGCUUCCCUCGGCCAUUUCAAUGGAUCCCCCUGUACGCUGUCGUCGAGCAUGCCCCGCCGGCGGUGAAAGCAGCGCUUCUGCCGCUGCGCCAGCGCUCCACCUUGCUGUACUUUGCCCAGCAGCAGCACCGAAUGCAGUUCACGUCACAGAACGACGGCGCCAUCUGCCUCAGCUUUCCGCCGGUGCGCUCGCUGCGUGCGGAAACGACACCGCUGCCGCGUGAGUUGGCGGAGGUGCAGCGCCUUCUGCAGACCCGCGGGCUCGUGUACGUGUCGGAGAUGGAGGCCGGGCUAGCGCAUCGGAUCAGCGAUGGUGCAAAACGAAGCAUCAUCGCCUACUUUGGAACGCUGCGAAGGUUUUUGUAUCAGCACGAGCGUGUGUUUCGGCUGUCUGUCGUGCCAAAUACCAACCGCCGCUUCUCCGGCACCACAACCGUCACACCGCCGGCGGCGAUGCCACGCUCAUCGGCACCGACGCUUGCAGGCGCUGUUACGCAGGAGCCCACACACGAGGUGUCGCACGAGGCUAUCACCCCGUCUGCGGCGUCCUCGGCGUCGGGUACAGCGGGCACGCUGUACCCGCCACCCUCGCCGACGCGCCGCGGCUUUGGGUUUGCCAUUGAAGUGCCGCCGAUAUCCACCGACGCGGAGGACGACGCAGUGUCCACGGCGAUGUUGCUCGGUAAGGGCAUCGGCGCACUUGACGCGAAUGGAUUUCCGCACUGGUUGGCCUCAGCGGACCUCGCUGUCAUGUGCGAGGGGCAUGCCAUGAUGCAGCAGCGCAGUGGUGUCUCGCCCGAGCAACGGCUGCAGACCGCCUCGAGGCAGAGGCGCUCAAGUCAGAAGAUCCGCCGUCGCAUGGCGCUCACCGCGAACCCAAACUCGCCAUACACGGACCCCGAGGUGUUACUGGACACCAUUCUGCGGUAUCUGCCCCCCACACAGCACAUUGGACUGCGCAGCCUCCUACAGGCGCUGCCACCGGCAAUCGCCGACUUCCUCCCUACAGACCCAAUCCGGCUCUUCCGAAACGCGCCAACAAAGGUGCAGCUGUUCGAGUUUCGUGAGCGGAAUAACAUUCGGGUGAUGCGGCCUGGACUGCCGCUGCCGGACGGACGGCUGCGUAGCAGCUACACCGUCGAUGAGUUGCUGCAUAUACUGGCGGCUGAACUGCCGCCAGGGCGGUCGCGCACCUCGAUCGAUCUCUUCGGUCGCCUUCCGUAUGGCGCACGCGAGACGAUACGCCUGCAGCAUCGCCACUUGAUCGACCUGGUGGAGCAAUACCCGCAGUACUUUCUUGUUGUUUUCGCAGAUGCGGAGUCGGCGAAGAAGAACUUGGCACGCGUUCAGCUCAUCCGAAGCCCACCGCCCGCGACUACACUUUCGGACGACGAAUGGGACGCGAAGACGACGACGGUGUUGGAUGACAUGACGCAGGCGGCUGAGCGGGAGGACCACGCCAUCCUAAUGGCGGAACUUCCGCCAUCCUUGCGGGAGACACUAAACCUGAAACCAAUGCCGUAG